UGCAAGAGCCACCCACAAAACAUCACAUGUUCAUAUUAAAUUAUGAAGAUGGAGUCAAAGUUGCUUGCUGUGCUGCUCUUGAUUGUAGCUGUGCUCUUAGCCACAGCAGAAGACUAUCACCCAGAGAGAACCCUGCUGAUGGACUACUACCCUCGAGACGCACCUCACAACUUCCUGUUCCGUGGGAACAUGCCUGCUGUGAAGGGAGAGUUUGCACACGACCAGAUCCUCACCUCCAUGAAGACCAUUAUCACCCAGAAAAACUUCUCCUUCCCUGCAAACUUCUCACUGAUUGACAUCAGUUAUCUGAACAUAUUUGAGGAAGCUGACUUGAAGGUGGAGGAGCAGUUCUUUUCCUCCAACCCUUCUCUGGGGGUCCUCCAUAAGAAGCCCAUUGUAGGCUCUCUCAUUCCUCCCCCAGAGAAUGAAACAGCAGCCAUCAAGGACACUAUAAAGCUGUACGAGAUGGGGUCCAUUGAUAAAUUGCCUGAGCUGAUGUCGUUCUUCAGACAGCUAUUGACUGGACCGGGACCAGUGCUCAUCUACUCCCAUUGUGAGGCGGGUACUGAUCGCACAGGAGAGGUCAGUGGAUCCUACUACCUCAAGUUCCUCAACAUGACUCUCCCUCAAGCUCUCGCCAUUGACAAUCACAUCCAGAACAGAGACAUGUAUAAAGUCUCACGGAAUGCUCUCCAGUGGUACUGCUUCUAUCUCAAGUUUAUUGAACAAAAUACACUUCUCAAGUGUAUUAUUUAACUUUAAAUUAAAGUAAAGAGUUGAGUAAUUGAGUUUUACAAGCUGCUUUUAUCCCCACUUUCUUAGAUUUUUAUAACAUGCAUUAUUUAACAUCAGAAGUUUAUAAACUCUUGGUAA
This is a messenger RNA of Halichondria panicea, 873 nucleotides long. RefSeq lists its product as uncharacterized. The coding region runs from base 43 to 756 and encodes 237 amino acids. The record is from RefSeq and is a predicted model, not a curated record. Gene Ontology annotation, biological process: dephosphorylation. The transcript is spliced from 6 exons. Lineage: Eukaryota; Metazoa; Porifera; Demospongiae; Suberitida; Halichondriidae.